Melanaphis sacchari is the source of this 1033-nucleotide messenger RNA. It is a transcript of the gene Ogg1, whose product is annotated as N-glycosylase/DNA lyase. The coding region runs from base 4 to 942 and encodes 312 amino acids. Gene Ontology annotation, cellular component: nucleus. NCBI's taxonomy places the organism in Eukaryota, Metazoa, Arthropoda, Insecta, Hemiptera, Aphididae. Gene Ontology annotation, biological process: nucleotide-excision repair; base-excision repair; base-excision repair, AP site formation. Gene Ontology annotation, molecular function: damaged DNA binding; 8-oxo-7,8-dihydroguanine DNA N-glycosylase activity. The record is from RefSeq and is a predicted model, not a curated record. The transcript has 5 exons.
AGAAUGAAAAAAAUUUUGUGUUCAAGAGACCAAGUGAAUUUAAAAUGUAUUUUACUUGGUGGACAGAGUUUCAGAUGGAAAGAAACAAAUUUAGAUGAAUACUCAGGAGUAUUUGCUGGUGGUUUUUGGAUAUUAAAACAAAAUGAUGAACAUAUUGCUUAUAAACGAAUUCCCACCACAAACUUGGAUGAAAAAAUGUUAAUUAAUUAUCUUAGAAUUGAUGAACCUUUAGAAGCAUACUAUAAAGAAUGGAAUUUAUGUGAUCCAAUUUUUAAAAAAUCAGCUGAACGGUUUAAAGGAAUUAGAAUGUUGAGACAAGAACCAGUUGAAAAUAUAUUAUCAUUUAUCUGUUCAUCAAAUAAUAAUAUCUCAAGGAUCUCGUCUAUGGUUGAAAAAAUGUGUACUUUAUAUGGUAAAAAAAUAGAUGGAACAACUUAUCAUGCUUUUCCUAAUAUUGAAAAAUUAAUUGGGCUACAAGUUGAAGAAGAUUUGAAAGUUGCUAAAUUUGGAUAUAGAGCUAAAUUCAUACGACAAACUGCUGAAAAAAUGUUUGAAUUAGGUAGUAACGAAUGGAUUGAUAAACUAAGAAAUAUGAAUUAUGAUAGUGCUAAAAAAGAAUUGAUGCUAUUGCCUGGAGUUGGCCCAAAGGUAGCUGACUGUAUUUGUUUAAUGUCACUUGAUCACUUGGAAGCUGUUCCAGUAGAUACACAUGUAUUCCAAAUUGCUUGUGAAAAUUAUUUACCUCAUUUGAAAAAAUAUAAAACAGUUACUCAACCAGUUUAUAAUGAAAUAGGAGAUUGUUUUAGAAAAAUAUUUAAAAAGAAUGCUGGAUGGGCACAUACAGUAUUAUUCUUGGACGAUUUGAAAAACUUUAAAGAAACUAAAAAACAUGAUGACAAACCUGAUGGUAAACCUACUGCAAAAAGGAAAAAAUUUUGUUGAUUUAUUGUCUACACUACUAGUAUUACUGUUUGUUGUACACAAAACCUCUAUUUGUAUUUUUUUGUCGAGAUAUUUUUUUAUUUUAAAUUUC